Paramecium tetraurelia is the source of this 1449-nucleotide messenger RNA. RefSeq lists its product as uncharacterized. The transcript has 5 exons. The record is from RefSeq and is a predicted model, not a curated record. NCBI's taxonomy places the organism in Eukaryota, Ciliophora, Oligohymenophorea, Peniculida, Parameciidae.
AUGCAUAGCCUCCUCUCAAAACAUCUAUGUGUAAGUAUUCGAAUUGAAGCUGUCAAAUAAAGAGCAAUCAAACUAUUCAAUUUAGUAAAAACAUGCAAAUCAUUUUAGAAGAAUAUCUAAAGAAAUAAAAUCUUAGCUUCUUGUAAAGAAAAGCAAUUGUAUGUUGAUCCUGAAAAAGAGUAUCUCAAGAAUUUUGAUUUGGUUUUCAUUGUUCAAGGUUUACCUCAAGUACCUCAGGAAUAGAUUGAAUUAAUUUUACAUGUUAAGGAGGGAGUAAUCAAUUGGGGUGGGGUAGAAAUAAAUUAAAUUGAACAACCUGAAGAGCUCCAAGAUGAUUUCGAAGAAAGAAUGGACGAUUUUCUUCCACUUCCUCCAAUCAAACGCCAAUAUUCAGAAAAAUAAUUUAAUUAUGCUGCCAGUGAAAGAAGCCCAGAGCCUUGUCCUUACACCAUCGGAUAAUUGACUAUUAAAGAAUUUAUUUUAGAUAUGGAUUUCGAUUUUGAAGAAGAAACCAUCAUAUUCAAAGAAAUCUAUUAAUUCAUAUGCUAAAUGAAUAGCCAAUAAGAAAUCCAUCUAAUAAUAAUUAAGGAAGCUCCAAAAAGUCCUUUCGAUCUUGAAGUUGAACGAAUCUAACAUGAGCUCUGUUGUCUGAAAAAUAGCAGAAAGCAGCUGAAGAGACUGUGUUGGCCAAGAAAUACAAUAAGGGAGCCAAGAAAAACGCAUAUAAAAUUGAAGUUGAAAAACACCGAUUAAAUGAACUUAGAAAUAUAAUCGAAAAGGAAAAUCAAAUUGCUUUUUAAUAUAAACAAGAGAUAAUUAUCAGAUGCACAAUUACAGAAAGUGGGAUCAGGAAUUCUAUUUAGAAUGUUUUUGGAUUAAUUACAAACCGAAUCCACUUAUCUAACUAAUCCAAUAUUCCACCGAGUCACGAAGAGCAAGAAGAUUCUGAUCAAGUAAAUAAAAUUUUGGUAGGUUUAAGAGGUUAAGGAAAUGAAUAAAUUUAAAAUAGAAAGUAGGAGUAAGUAACAGGCUCUUCCAAACAGUUUGAUAUUUGAUGAUUAUGAUUGGAUUGAAAUGAGAGCUUACUUUGCUUAAUUACAUGAUCAAUAAUUGAUUGUGGAUAGAGAACAUAAGAUAAUAGGGGAUGCCUCAGAUCUCAGAGAAAUCUAAAAUAAUGAGAAAAGCAAUUAAGUCUAAGUGGCAUCCAUUUUUAAAGAUGAAUGUCAAUUAGUUUAACAGAAGAUAAUUAUAUUGCAAUUUGAAGAGUUGCUUAAAGAAAAUUAACCUGAAUAGGAGUGGCAUUUUGGAGAUAGAAUCUAUAUGGAGAGACACAAUAGAAAUACCUUGAGAUAGAAAUUCUAUUAGGCUCUGUUGAAUGAUCCAUAAGUCAUCAUCAAAGAUUUACCAGACGGGAUUAAUUAGAGAAGUCUUCAUUCAAAUAUCAACUGA